Messenger RNA from Syzygium oleosum, 2958 nucleotides. RefSeq names its product receptor-like protein 15. The record is from RefSeq and is a predicted model, not a curated record. Lineage: Eukaryota; Viridiplantae; Streptophyta; Magnoliopsida; Myrtales; Myrtaceae. The coding region runs from base 1 to 2958 and encodes 985 amino acids. Gene Ontology annotation, molecular function: protein binding. The transcript is spliced from 6 exons.
AUGGGGCUGGGCCACAGGGAGGAUCGCCGGGACAGCGGUGGCGGCGACUCAGCAGCAGCAAGGGCGAGCGGUUGGGUUCACGGUGGUGAGAAGCGGCUGCACCGGCGAGUGGCGGGGACCUCGCCGGAACAAAGAACGGCCCGUGGCGGGCCUGGACGGCGGACGGCCGCGGGCCGGACAAUGACGGCGGACGGAAUGGGGGCGACGGGUGGGCCAAAAAGGACGAGCGAGAGGCAAAACGGCAAGAAUCGAGUUGUUGUUGAGAAGUGGAUCCAAGCAAUGGAUGAAGAAAUAUACUCCAUUGAGAAGAAUGACAUAUGGGUGCUAACUUCUUUACCUCAUGAUAGGAAGCCCAUUGGUGUUAAGUGGGUGUACAAGAUGAAGUACCAACCCAACAGUCAGGUGGAUCGUUACAAAGCCAAACUGGUUGUUAAGAGCUACAAGCAAAAGCCAGCAUUUCUCAAUGGUGUCCUUGAAGAGGAAGUCUAUGUGGAGCAACCACAGGGUUAUGAGAAGAAAGGGCAUGAAAAUCAAGUUUACAAGCUGAAGAAGGCAUUGUAUGGGCUAAAACAGAACAAUAUCUCCACGAAUCUCCUCAGAGCCGUCCUCGUCGCCGUCCUCCUCGCCGUCGCCGCCUUCAUCGUCCACGUCGUCGUCGACUCCGCCCAGCCUGAUUCGAAGCUGGAGGUGUUGGAUGUUUCCUUCAAUAAUUUGUCAAAUGAUGCCUUUACAGCCACUACAGACAUCAGAAUAGAUUCCUCGAAGUUGCUCAAAGGUUUAUGUGGAUUAAGGAACCUUGAAGAGUUGGAUCUUAGCCAUAGUUGCCUUGGGGGUCCUCUUCCCCCAUGUCUAUGCGAUAUGACCUCACUUCGUGUACUUGAUCUUCAAGUUAACAACUUCAAUGGGGCAAUUCCACCGUCACUCUUCCAUAACCUCAAGUCACCAGAAUAUAUAUCUCUUUCUGGCAAUGCUUUUGAAGGCUCGUUUUCACUUGCUUCACUUGCUAACAACUCUAAACUUCAAGUAUUCGAUCUCGUCAGCAACAAGAAUCGCUUGGAAGUUGUUACAGAAUACAAAAUGUGGUCUCCCUCUUUCCAAAUGAGGGUAUUUUGCUUAUCAAACUCAGCAAUCAAUCAAGAUGCAAGUGGUGUAAUUCUUAGCUUUCUGAAACAACAGCAUGAGCUGAGAGUUGUUGAACUCCAGGACGAUGGACUGACCGGAGGUUUUCCAUAUUGGCUGUUAGUGAACAAUAAGAAUCUAAUGGAAUUGAAACUUGCACACAACUACUUCUCUGGUGCUUUCCAUUUGCCAUCUAAUCCAAAUCUUGUUGACCUGGGAUGGCUUGACGUGUCUGACAAUCUUAUUGAAGGAGUGCUUCCGUCUCAUAUUGGUUCCACUCUUCCAAAUUUGCAGUAUCUGAAUCUGUCAAGGAACUUAAUGAGAGGUAGAAUACCUCCUUCAGUGGGCAACAUGAAGAUGUUAAGAACCUUAGAUUUGUCGACUAAUAGCUUUAGAGGAGAGCUGCCAGAUGCACUAACCACAGGCUGUAUAUCCUUGAGCAUACUGAAAUUGUCAAUCAACAACUUGCACGGCCGAAUCCUACCGGGAAUUACCAACUUGACUAGUCUGAAAUGUUUGUAUCUGGAUAACAAUGAAUUCAAUGGGGACUUAUCACCCGGUCUACUGAAUAGCUCCGGCUUAAGGAUUUUGGAUGUUAGUAACAAUUUGCUGUCGGGAGGGAUCCCCGAUUGGAUUGGUGCUUUUCAAGAUUUAAAUUCUCUUGUGCUGUCAAAUAACUCACUAGGAAGUCCUUUGCCAUUGGGCUUUUGCAAAUUAGGUCAUCUCAGUUUCCUAGACCUUUCAGGUAACAGUCUAGGCCCAACUAUAAGCCCCUGUGCUAAUGUUACAUCUAUGAGGUUCUUGCAUCUGCAAGGCAUAGGGCUUGCAGGGCCUUUUCCUGAGUUCCUCUCCAGAGCUUCGUCAAUUGUCACAUUGGACCUAAGGAAUAAUGCACUAUCAGGUGAGAUUCCCAGUUGGAUUAGUUUGCUGUCAAACUUGAGGGUUCUUCUUCUCAAAGAUAACAAUUUUGAAGGCUCAAUCCCUCCACAAAUAUGUCAGCUGCAAGACAUGACCAUAGUGGAUCUCUCAUAUAAUUAUCUUUUUGGAAAAAUUCCAUCUUGUUUGAAAGAGUUGACAUUUGGAAAUCAUGGGAUGCCUAGAAGCACAUUUGAUACUACAUUUGUCAUAGUAGACGAUUGGCUGCCAUACUUGUAUAAGAGCAAAUUCACUACGACACUAAAAUAUGGCAAUGGUUUUCGAGUUGUUUGGACAGAUGAACUUGAAGAAGUGAAGUUCAUCUCCAAGAGUAGGCUGGAAUCUUAUGAGGGCAACAUCCUCUAUUUGAUGUCUGGCAUAGAUCUCUCGAACAAUAAUUUGAAUGGGUCUAUCCCUUUAGAAAUCGGUUACUUGAGUGAAAUUCUUGUUUUGAACCUGUCUCACAACCAUUUGACGGGAUUGAUUCCAGAUACAUUUUCGAAUUUAAAGAAUAUUGAGAGUUUGGACCUUUCCUACAACAGCCUAACCGGUCCGAUCCCUCCGCAAUUGAUAGAGCUCUGCAUGCUAUCAGAUUUUAGUGUGGCUUACAACAACUUUUCAGGCAGGACACCAGAUCAAAUAAAUCAAUUUGGAACUUUUCGUGAAGAAAGUUAUGAAGGUAACCCUCUUCUUUGUGGACCGCCAUUAGCAAGCUGUGAUAGCUCAAAUCAAGACCCCAAGACACUGCCAUCUUUGGAUCGUAGCUGGGAGGAUGACUCCUGGAGUGAUGCCUUCUUGUGGAGUUUCACAGGAUCGUAUGUGGUGGCAUUCCUUGGGGUGGUGGUCUUUCUCUACCUAAACUCAUACCAUCAGUAUGUGCUGUUCAAGUUUGUUCAUAAGCUGGUCCCAUCAUUUCCUCAGUAA